Molecule: messenger RNA, 2497 nt
Organism: Microdochium trichocladiopsis
Lineage: Eukaryota; Fungi; Ascomycota; Sordariomycetes; Xylariales; Microdochiaceae
Exons: 2
Coding region: 362-2335 (657 amino acids)
Source: RefSeq, a predicted model, not a curated record
CCAUCAUGCUUCCGUGGCGUGAAGGACAGGGAAUGAUCCUAGGAACCAACAGUCACAUUGGCGCUUUCAGCCCAAAAUUAGGCAGACCGGACCAACAGUUUUCGUGUUUGCCACCAAAACGUGCAUCGCAUAUAGCCAGCUGGUGCCCAAAACUUCAUGCAUCACGAGGUUUCACUCGACAACCUUUGACCUUCUGAUUCUCGUGUUGUGUUGUUUCCUGUUUUUCAUUUCCAUUCACAGUCACGAUCCUGGAGCGCUGUCGGCUGUGCCUGUCAUGCCAAGAACGCUCUGGUAGCGAGUCAUCAAACCACCAAAUCGCAACCGAAUCGACAGUGGCAGAAGUCGAAAAGGAUCCGCUAUCAUGGCCCGGGCUUGUGCGUCAAUGAUACUCGCCAUCUGUCUGUUGACAUUCAGCCACUACACAUCUGCGUUGCAGGUCACUCCUGGCUCGGCCUGCGCUGCGGUCUGUCUCGACAACCCUGAAGACAACCCUAAUGACCCGAUCAAAUCUACAACUACACCAAAAGAUGUCGUCUGCACGGACUCGAAAUACACGACGCAAGCAGCGGGCAUCAAGUACAAGAACUGCCUGCAGUGCCUGCAAAGCAGUCAUGUUUCAAAGGGCACAGAAAGCGAUGCCGAUUGGUAUCUUUACAACCUUCGUUACACGGUGAAUGUCUGCUUGUAUGGCUAUCCGAAUGUCACAAUGGAGCAGCUGGUAUCAUCGCCAUGUAACACAGAAUAUGCCUGCCAGCCCUUUGAGGAUGCCUUGCAGGUUGGAAUUCUCAACCCAGACAAGACAGGCGCGCUGGAUUACUGCACAGCGGAUGGUGGUUCAUUCACGGGACCCAGAUUCAGCAGCUGUGUCAAGUGUCUGCAGUCGAGCGCAGACCAGACCUACCUAGCGAACUUUAUGAUUGCUCUGAUGGGCGGCUGCGACUACCGCCCUAAUUCGGAAACCCUAUUAGGACUCAGCAGCUCAGUCUUUCAAAGCGCCGAGGUCGAAGUGAUUGAUCCAUCGGCGAACACGACCCUUUCAGAGGGCAACACAACCCAAGGAAUGAGCGUUGGCGCCAUUGCCGGCAUCGCAAUUGGUGCCGGCCUGCUCUUCCUAGGCGGCACAGCACUCUUCUGGGUCUACUACCGCAAGCAGAAGCGGAUGUACAACCUUGAUCCAAGAGAAAUCUCCCACCCGCGAAUGUAUGACCAUGGCAUGCCCCCGCAUUUCAUGGGAGGCGGCAUGCGAAGUCUACACAGCAAGAACAACUCGCUUGCCAGUAGCUUCGAUGCCCAAAUGAAGCCUGCUCCGGUUUUCAACUAUACCCAAAAGCUGUAUCAGCAGGACGCGCGCAGCAUCACAUCAGCGGGGAUCGGCCACACAAACUACAACUUCGACCCUCACCAACGGGCACAGGGUCCGAAUGCCGCCUUACCUACACACCCGGCAUACAUACCACACACGAUGAGUCGGGCAGGCUUGACUCGGUCGCCCAGUCCUCCUCAGCCGAACCACCAGCGGUCCCAAAUGGAACACGAAGGGGCACCCGAGGGUCCGCAGUUUCAGGAACGUCAAAAGCCUCCGAAGCCACGAACGCUGUCGUCUUUGUCAAUAUUCCCGCAGAUGUCGACUGCAGCCCAUGCCCGAGUCGAGGCGUAUGUUUUGGAUGACUCGAACAGUCACCCACUGCCAGUGCACGAGGGACUUCCCCAGCUGCCCAGGGCGGUUGUCACAGCCGGAACUGGUUCUCGCGGUCCUUCGCCAGCUUUCAGCAACCACCAGCACGCGACUCCUCCCCGUGGUCCUUCGCCCAACGAUGAUCCCACGGCACGACUGUUGCCUAACGGAGGGUUCCCACCACCUCCUCCCCCACCGCCAGCGGCUUCCAGAGCUAUCAAGCUCUCUAUGCCGACGGUGCCCAAGCUCCGCACCGCGAAGCAGUACACCCCACCUCAAAUCGUGACGACAUCGCGAGACGAGAGCGGAAGCGGGACAGGCAGCCUGUCUCCAGACUGUGGCCCGGGCGAAUCGAACGUCACAAUCGGCCUUGACAUUGGCAACCCGCUACCUCAGCACCGCCCUCGCUGGGCCAACGAGAGCACCGCUGGUGUCAGUCUCCCGGGUCAGAAUGGACACUUUCAACAGCAGCAGCAUCAGGGAUAUGCGGGCGGCGCGGAAUUCCAGUACGACAAUGGGGGCUGGCGCGGGCAGGGCGUGGCGAGGAACUUCUCGAACCCGUACAGCAAGGCGAGACUGCCGGACAGGUCGAGGCGCGAGACACAGUUCGAGGACCUCGAGACGCCUGCUUCGGGGAUGUCGGAGAGGAUAUACGGCUGAGUGACAAAAGGUCGGGCACCUUCCACUUUUUUUUACAUCAAGGGCGGGCGCAACAUCGAAUCACUUUAUUAUAUAGCAUUGGGCGGGGACUAUAUUUGGCAUUUACAACAUAAUUUGAAACGAGUAUGCGGGUACCCUAUAUCCUGAAAAGUUGCAAACACA